Ochlerotatus camptorhynchus is the source of this 819-nucleotide messenger RNA. RefSeq names its product tigger transposable element-derived protein 2-like. Bases 1 to 819 code for a protein of 272 amino acids. The record is from RefSeq and is a predicted model, not a curated record. Gene Ontology annotation, cellular component: nucleus. NCBI's taxonomy places the organism in Eukaryota, Metazoa, Arthropoda, Insecta, Diptera, Culicidae. The transcript is spliced from 4 exons. Gene Ontology annotation, molecular function: DNA binding.
AUGUCGAAUAUUGCGGAAGUUCAAGGAAAUAUUGCUAACCGAAAGCGCUUCAAGAAGCCUCGAUAUCCAGCGGUAGACGAGGCGUUAUACGUUUGGUUCCUGCAAAAACGGCAGCUAAACGUUCCUGUAAGCCACGAAAUGCUUCAAGUACAGGCUCAGAAGUUCUAUUCACAGAUGAUUGGGGAAGGUGAAUAUGGUAGCCGUGGUACAGAGGAAUUGCGAACAGAUGACGGAGCCAUAUUUUGCAAAUUUUUGCCACCCAAUACCACCGCUGUAAUCCAACCGAUGGAUCAGCAUGUUAUUCAGAUGGUGAAGGCUCGUUACAAGAAGAUCAUGACAAACGAGAUUCUUGGAAGAGGUGAUGAUUUUCACGAUAACGUCAAACGCAUCAACAUCAAAGAUGCCAUGUUUUGGAUUGCCCAAGCAUGGGAAGCUGUUCCGGAAUCUGCCAUUCAGAAGUCCUGGAAAAUAUUGUAUACGGAGACACCGGGUGAUGAUGAGGACGACUUGCCAUUGUCCGUAUUGCAAGAAAGGCUGAGGAACAUAAUGAAUAAUAUUAACCAGCUGGAAACAAUUGACGAGGAAAACGAAGAGUUCGAGAUCCUGAAGGACGAUGAAAUCGUUGAGAAAAUACUCAACCCAUCAGUUGAUGACUUCUCUUACACAACGAACCAAGAUCACGAGGAUAGCCAACAUCUUUCUACAUCGGUUGAUCCUGAAGAUGAAAAUGUUAACGUUUCUGAUGAAGCUGCUUUGAAUGGAGCUGACGUUCUGCUUAGCCUGGAUUCCACUAGCCGGAAGCGACGGAUAGCGGUGUGA